Molecule: messenger RNA, 1065 nt
Organism: Toxorhynchites rutilus septentrionalis
Lineage: Eukaryota; Metazoa; Arthropoda; Insecta; Diptera; Culicidae
Exons: 1
Coding region: 1-1065 (354 amino acids)
Source: RefSeq, a predicted model, not a curated record
AUGACGGAGGAUUCAGAUGGCGGAGGGCCAUCCUGGACCUUUGGAUCUAGGUUCAGUAGUUUGGACGUGGAUCAACAGGAAUUGGAUAGCACACAAACGCUUACAAAAGGAAACAAUAGAGGAAACAAAGGAAACAAAAGGACAGCUGUUCGAGCAACACACCAGGAAUAUCAAUUUACUAAACAACAAAAAGUGGACACAAUAGCUGUUCACAAUGGACCACGUUAUCUGAUUUUAAAACGUACAGACGAAGGAAAGACAAUGGCUACUGUUUCCCCGUUUUUCAGCAGAAAGGCAAUGGACAGUAUCACAUCCAAUAUCACGAUAGGAAGAACGAAGGAUGGUGGACUGCUACUGAAAACCAUAAACAGACAGCAAGCAGUAAAGCUCUUGAAACAGACUCAACUUGGAACAAUGACCAUCGCAAUAAUGGAACAUCCUACAAUGAACACAACCCGUGGAACCAUCUUCUGUCCAGAUCUGAAUAUGCAUAAAGACGAGGAAAUCACAGAGGAGUUGAAACACGCACAUGUUAUCAAUGUAAAACGAAUCAAGCGGCGGAACGGUGCAAAGCUGGAAGACUCAGGAGCAUUCAUCCUUACCUUCAACUUGGGAACCCUCCCAAAUUCUAUUGAUGUAGGUUUUCAUCUGUGCAGGGUUCGACAGUACAUCCCACCCCCACUGCGGUGCAUGAAAUGCCUAAAAUUUGGUCAUAAGAAAGAUGUUUGCAAAGGAAAUCAGACUUGUGCCAACUGCGCGAAUUUAUACCAUGACAAAACUGAAUGCCAGCAAGAGAGAAGAUGUAUUGUCUGCCGUGGAGGACACCAUACCUUAUCUAAAGACUGCCCAGUGUACACCGAUGAACUCGAAAUUCAACGUAUGAAGACCACCGAAAAGAUCACCUAUCGUGAAGCCAGACAAAAGAGAAGACUACAAGCACCGGACCCUAACCCACCACGACUGAGACAGUUGUUCUCUAGUCACUUCAAUACAUCUGAAGGCGAGCCCAAGAAAGUGAACACUACUAGAGACAAUAAUGCAGGAAAAUCCAACGAGAACUCAUAA